Molecule: messenger RNA, 3452 nt
Organism: Hemiscyllium ocellatum (epaulette shark)
Lineage: Eukaryota; Metazoa; Chordata; Chondrichthyes; Orectolobiformes; Hemiscylliidae
Gene: dcps
Product: decapping enzyme, scavenger
Exons: 6
Coding region: 14-1006 (330 amino acids)
Biological process (GO): deadenylation-dependent decapping of nuclear-transcribed mRNA
Cellular component (GO): nucleus; P-body
Molecular function (GO): hydrolase activity; RNA 7-methylguanosine cap binding
Source: RefSeq, a predicted model, not a curated record
UGCGGGUUUGAAAAUGGCGGAACAGCAGGGCGAGCUGGUGCCGGGUCCUGAUGAGAAGAAGCGGAAACUCUGUCAAAGCGGGCCCGAGGCGGCGGACUCGCCAGGCUCCGAAAGAAGUGACUUCAACCUGGAGAGUUUCCGUUUGGAGAAAAUUCUACGGGAGAGCGCGCGGGACAAACUAGUCUUUGUUCACGGCAAGGUUGGACAGAACAACAGAGAAGCACGGGAUGCUGUGAUCAUUUUAGAGAAGACCCCUUUCUCUGAGGAAACCUUGCCGCAUCUUCUCAACAAGGAUGCAGAUCUCCGACUUCAAUUCAGGAAUGACAUUUACAGCACACACCACCUCCAUCCCCUUCCAGCUUUCAAUGAGAUAAAGACUACAGUGAUAUAUCCAGCUACAGAGAAGCACAUCAAGAAAUAUCUAAAGCAAGAGAUGUACCUUAUUAAUGAAACAGCAGAAGACUACAAAACCAUCACCGGUCCAUACAUUGAGUCCCAAUCCUUUAGUAUUCAGUGGGUGUAUAACAUUCUGGAAAAGAAGGCAGAAGCUGACCAUAUAAUUUAUGAAAAUCCAGAUCCACAAGAUGGUUUUCUCCUGAUUCCAGACUUAAAAUGGAAUCAGAAGCAGGUGGAUGACCUGUACCUGAUUGCAAUUUGCCAACGGCGUGGGCUGAAGUCACUGCGGGACCUAACAGGAGAACACCUGUCAAUGUUGCAGAAUAUAUUGCAGGAAGGACAGGUUGCCAUCUCCAAGCGUUAUAAUAUUCCCGGAAGCCAGCUGAGGAUUUACUUUCAUUAUCAGCCCUCCUACUAUCACCUUCACAUUCACUUCACUGCUGUUAGCUAUGAUGCUCCAGGAACCAUGGUGGAACGUGCGCAUCUACUUUCCAGUGUCAUAGAGAACCUACAAACCGACCCAGAGUACUAUCAGAAGCGAACUUUAACUUUUGCCUUGAAGGCUGAUGACCCACUUCUACAACGGUUCAAAGAGGCUGGAAGGAUGUAGCAGAGAGAUUACUUGUUCACACACUAUCCUUUGAACAGUAUCAGCCUAGAAUCUAUCCUUCACUUUCACUUGCAUUCUCACACAUGCACGUACACGUACACACGUUGAGCUGAGUUACACAGCUUUCGAAGCAUCAACACUAGAGACAGAAAGCUCUUUCAGUGAACAGACAGUCAGUCUGACCUCCAUUCAUUCAGAACACAGAUCUUCAAAAGGUUCAAUUUUAACAAAAUGAAUGUUGUUGCUAUGGCAUUAAAAUGUUCCUUGCUAUAAAUUAGAGAGAGCAGAGUAAAAUCCAAGAGUGUGGCUUUAAGAAAAACAGAAGUAAAUUUGUUUUGUCUGUGCAAUUAGGCAUGACUUUCAGAUCUCCAUCAUGGUGUUCUUUAUAUAGAAGUUGGCAAGGGUAGGGUCAGCAGAGAGGAAGAAAGAUGCAGGUAUUCGUAAACUUAUGCAAAACCCAGCCAAGAUUGUUAAAUCAAAUUUGUAUUCUGGUUUGCUCAUGCAGAAACACAUGGAAGUCUUUGUCCUGAAGAAGCAGGGGUUAUGCUGGGUGAGGGCUGCUUAGUAGAGCUAUCCCCACUAUUCAUGCUUCUAAAUCUGGAUAACCCACUCAGCAUAUGUUUGCUUUUGUGUGGGUGAAUCCAGAUUUUUGAUGUUCAUUUUCCUGUCUUGGAGGGCUUUCUGCUUCCUGUUCAGGGAAAGAAAGAUCCAUGAGCUUGUUCAUAAAGAAAUCGUUAACAGUUUCCGUAGUAGUAUACUAAUUCUAUGUAUCCCUUCUCCCUCCCUCCUGAAUUCCUGCGUUUUGCUGGGAAAUAUUCUACAAAUAGUUUUGGCACUUGGCCAUUUUUCACAUGCAAACCAAUAUGUAAGUGAUGCUGUGCUAGUCAGUCAAGGGGAUGUCACCCUCCUUCUCAGGCCUUCAGACAAAGUCCAUGCUUCCUCAGGAUGGGAGUGAGAGCUUCAUUUGUUUUUUUUCCUCCUUCACCAAGUUGAUGCAGCUUCUGCCUCCUCCCCCAGCGUCCUGUCGUUGUGAGAUCUCCCAAUAUGUAUCUCUCACACUGGGAGACUUAGAAACCGUUGCAGAGGCUUGUUACUCUAGAUUUUAGAUUUCAGUUUUAGUGUCAUGUGUACUCCAAUACAGAAGUAUAGUGAAAGGAUUAUAAUGUUGCCACAAUAGUGCCAUCUUAGGUACCUAGGUACAAAAAAAGCUUGGGUACAAAGUAGGAAGAGAAAUGGGAGUUAAAAUGUUCACCGUUAUUUCAUAAUAAGGUAGAUUGUAUCCUCUGCUGGUGUCAGCAGCUCACCCUGGUGACUGGCUCUUAUACUGUUGCCUGGGAUUUGCUGCAGAACGCCUUUCUAUUGAAAACAGGAAGCCCCCUUUCCAAUGGAGAAACCGUUGACCUCCAGCUGACUCAAUACUUUGCUUUGUGUUUAUUAACCGUCCCAGCUGGGGGAAUUGCCCGGUGUAUGCCAAUCAGGGGGGACAUGGGUUUCAAUUUUCAGAACAGAUUAGAAAGCGAUUCAACAUGCCAGCUGAGAAUCUGUGAUUCCCUUAUUUGGCAGUCUUGUUUUCUUCUGUUUUCACGUGCCCAGAAGAUGUUUCCUUUGGGUGGGGUACUGUGACCAAUUACCAGUAGCUUUCCUGUACUUCAGUGGAUGUGACCCAACACGGUGUGUGUUGAUGAGUAAAUCAAUAGAAAGGAAUAAAAAGCCAGAUCCUCAUGUGAUCCACAGACAUGCAUUUCCUGACAGGGUAAUUUGAUAGAUAUCAGGACUAAGGGUCAAGGUAAGCUUUCUUUCUUCCCUCAGGUCACUUGUAGACUGGGGUGGCAUGGUGACUCAGUGGGUGGCCUCACAGCACCAGGAAUCCAAGUUUGAAUCCAGCCUCAGGCAGCUGUCUGUGUGGAGUUUGCACAUUCGCCCCGUGUCUGCGUGGCUUUCCCCCAGGUGUUCCGGUUUCCUCCCACAAUCCAAAGAUGUGCAGGUUAGGUGAAUUGGCCAUGCUAAAUUGCCCAGAGUGUUAGGUGCAUUAAUCAGGGGUAAAUAUAAGAUAGCGGAAUGGGUCUGGGUGAGUUACUCUUUGGAGGGUUGAUGUGGACUUGUUAGGCUGAAGGGCCUGUUUCCAUACUGUUGGGAAUUUAAUCUAGAUCCCAAUUUCCCAUCUGCCUCAGAAUGUGGAUGUUCCAGGCAGCAGGAAGCAAACCCUGCUUGGAGACCUCCUGCUCUUCAAGGCUCAGAAGAGCAUUUACCGAGUGGAAUGCCUGCAGAUCUGUCCUGCCUUUUCCUCCACCAAAGCCCAAAUUGAGUUGCUUGCAAGAAUCUUAGAUGGUGUGUUAUAAAUUAAUAGAAUCAGAAUGGGAACUUUUUGAUACAUUGACAAUUUUAAUUUUUAAAUUCAACUUUAUAGAAAGUUUAAGUAUCAAUAAACAUUUUUUGAACAAAUAAA